AUGGAGACCCAAAUAGUCGAUGACGGUAGUAAUAUGGAACGAAGAUUUUCAGGAAGAGAACGUCCACUUAAAGUUGAAUUUGAACAAGAAAGUGUUAUCGUUACAGCAAUGGAUGAUAUUUUCAAUCUCAACUCAGUGCUGACAUUUGCGGUGUUUGUUGGAUUAUCUCAGGCAUCUCCAGGCGCCCGCAGCCUGGAGAAUCGCGAUGACUGUAACGCUGGUCCAGGGGUAGCUAAAAUGCUGAUUGUGUACGAGGUUUUGGCCUUCUCUUUUUUCCUUUUCUCAAGCCUUUUCGCCAAAUUAAUUAAGCUAAACUUACGCCUGCAAAGCCGAAGAUUUAGCUUCGUCAGAGCUCCAGCUUUCAGUUUGAAGGACUAUAUGUGGAUCUUGACAGCAAUGACAUCUGUGAUUGGAAUCGUUUUGCUUAUGCUUUCGGUAGUGAAUUUAGUUCAAAUUCAAAUAGGUCUGUAUUCUUGUGGGAGUACUGAAGCGAGGAUAGCCAUUUGGGGUGUCUGCACAAUUGUUGGCAGUGCUUUGAUAACUUAUGUGCUGUCUGUGUGUGUAGGUAUUGUUGGACUCUAUGCUCAGAAUAUAGAAGCUCAAAUGUUUGAAGAAGUCUAA
Messenger RNA from Daucus carota subsp. sativus, 621 nucleotides. RefSeq lists its product as uncharacterized. Lineage: Eukaryota; Viridiplantae; Streptophyta; Magnoliopsida; Apiales; Apiaceae. The coding region runs from base 1 to 621 and encodes 206 amino acids. The transcript is spliced from 2 exons. The record is from RefSeq and is a predicted model, not a curated record.